AUGUGCAAUCAUGAAAAUUUAAAUAAAAUCAGAUCUAGCCAUAUCGAAUUUAAAGAAAAUGAAGUUGAAUCUAAUGAAAAGAACAAUAAGGCAGAGUCUAACAAUGAAGAUAAGAGCAAAUCAAAUAAAGAAAAUGAAAUAGAAAUUUGUGAAACUGAAAUCAUUAAAGUAAUAAAUGGAUAUAAUUAUCCUAUAGCUAAAGAUGCAAGAGUUUUUCAUAAACAUCGCAAAUUAACACAGGAUGCAACAUGCAUGGCUGUGCAAAUGUUAAAAGCUGGUGCCAAACCUAAUAUAAUUUAUGAAGCCCUUAGAGAUGAAAACAAAGAGCCAAUUGUAACAAGAAGAGAUAUUUCUAAUUUGGAUCAAGACAAUUCUAAUUAUAUAAAGAAUGAUUUAUCUUUAACUAAUUCUGAUAAUGGUUUACUCAAGUCUCGGCUAUAUGAGAUUGAAACACAGUAUAUAAACUUUCCUGACGAACAACAAAAAUCGACCCUUUUAAAACAACUUGAUGAUAUUUUAGCAGUUCCGGAAGCAAAGCUAAAACAAAAAAUGAAAACUAAUAAUGCUAAAAAAAAACAAAUUAAAAAUGUUAAUUCUCCGCAAAAUAGUUUGAUGUUUCAUGUUGAAGAUCAAAUGCCAAAGAUUUUAUUAAACUCUCGAAUUCCUAUUAAUGAUGUUGAUCAAGUUUAUAAUCCAAAAAGCAAUGGAAAUUGUGGAUUUCGGGCUCUUGCUGUUGCUAUUAGAGGAAAUGAAGAGAAUUGGAACCUUGUUAAGCUGGUCAUGAAUAGUCAAUUGAAUAAGCAUAUAGAAGUUUAUAGAAACUGGUCGGGAUAUAAUAUUGAAUUACUUAAACAAAUAUUAGAGUUUUGGAAAUCACCAUGUUCACCUUCGUUUUGGUUUUUGUCACCUGAUUGUACACAAUUGGCUGCUGACACUUUUUCUGUUCCUAUAGCCAUCUUUGAUACAGAUAAUGAAAA
Messenger RNA from Racocetra fulgida, 977 nucleotides. The record is from the annotation of a GenBank genome assembly. Lineage: Eukaryota; Fungi; Glomeromycota; Glomeromycetes; Diversisporales; Gigasporaceae.